This is a messenger RNA of Penicillium canescens, 1104 nucleotides long. RefSeq lists its product as uncharacterized. Bases 1 to 1104 code for a protein of 367 amino acids. Lineage: Eukaryota; Fungi; Ascomycota; Eurotiomycetes; Eurotiales; Aspergillaceae. Gene Ontology annotation, cellular component: fungal-type vacuole. The record is from RefSeq and is a predicted model, not a curated record. The transcript has a single exon.
AUGCGAGUUCUACCGCGAGGGCUUGGGAAAGCCCAGCCGUCGAUGAUUUUAUUGCUGCUCCUGGUCAUUGCCAUCGCUGCUCAAGUAGCUGCAGUGCCUGCAGACGAUACAUCAACGGAAACUACCGACGCCGCUAGGACCACCGACGAUCCCUCCACCACUGAUAGCACCAAGACCACCGCUGCUACGACAACCGAGACUUCAUCUUCAUCCACAUCGACUUCAACCUCGGACAAAACUACUAGCACGACAUCCUCCUCGUCGACGGGGACAACCAUGGAUACAACCACCACCUCGUCGUCCGAAACCUCCACAACCUCCGAUACGAGCACAUCAACAUCAUCCGUCUCCACGACAACAACAUCGUCAACAUCGUCCUCCUCCUCCACAACAGCCGCCGCGAUCGUGACAGUCCCCCCGAUAGCAAAUGCCCCAUACAUGCAAGAGAGCGCCGCGCCAGAGGGCACAGUGUUCAUCGCCGUCGGCGCGGCCCUAGGCCUAAUCGGCCUGACCCUGCUCGCAUGGCGCGCAAUGAUCGCAUGGUCAGUAAACCGCUCAGUGCGUCGCGCAGCCAUAAUCCACGCCUCAGAAUCCAAGCGUCUCCUCCGCGGCAGCAGAAAGAAGCGCUCAACCCCCUACACUGCAGCCCCAGCCGCCGACGUCUCCCUCGACAAACUCGGCGCCGCCACUCGCGCAAGCUACAAGCCCAACCGCAUCCCAAGCUCGAACAGCGGUCUCUUCUUCUCCCCUACUGCUGGUGGUGGUCCCCACGGAUCACAUGCUAGCCUCAAUGCGACGGGGAAUACGGGGAAUCGCGGUUCGACAUACCUGCCCGCUGGGUAUUAUGCUGCUGCUGGCAGUUCUACCCCGGCUGCUGGCGCUGGUGAAGUACCGUAUUCACCUGCAGCGGGUCUGUCGUCGCCUUCGCUGCCUCCUACUGGUGUUUAUCAUGAUUCGCAUAACCAGCGUCAGUCGUAUGUGGGCGCUUCGACCAGUUCACUGAAUCUUAACCAGGCGCCUCAGGGUCGCGCUCCUAGUGCCUACCUAGAGGACCUGUUUGAGAGCCAUGUGCCUUCUCACAACUCCGGGUCUGAUCGUCGGUGA